AAAAAAUUUUGACAUAAACACAAAUAUAGUAUUAUUUGAAACAAAAAACAUGACCCCACUAUUCUUUAAACACGGUUCGAGAUUUUUCUUGUUAUAUUCAAACACUUUCUCGUAUCCCAUGUCCAUUUUCAGUGGGUGUAUGUGCAAAGCUUCAAACUUUACCAAAUCUCACAACACCCCAUUUUCUCUCUUUCUAAUGGGUCAAUUUUAAAUUACAAAAAAAAAAAAAAAAAAAAAGCUUCAUUUUUUCUUCUAUUUCCUCACCUUUACCAAAUAUUUCAAACCAUGAAGAACAAUUUCAAAGACCCAAAUCACAACAAUCUCUACUCUUCAAUCAAUUUUUCAAAGCUUAUAGGUUUUAUAUUCCUCUUAAUCACAAUCUCAUACCUUUUUUAUUCACUUAGGUUCCUCACUCAUUCCUAUGAUUGCAAUAAUCAAAAUCAAAACCAAAACCCAAUCAUUCAUAGCUACAAAACAAAUUUCCAACCCUUUGAAAAAGAACCACCAACAAAUAUUUCUCACAUAGUAUUUGGCAUAGGUGCAUCAGCAAAACUAUGGAAAAAAAGAAAAGAGUACAUAAAACUUUGGUGGAAACCAAAUCAAAUGCGUGGCAUUGUUUGGUUAGAACAACCCGUAAAAAACGACCCAAAUGACGAAAAUCUCCUACCCCUUUUAAGAAUCUCACAAGACACAACAAAUUUCAAGUACAAAAACUCAAAGGGUCAUAGAUCAGCUAUAAGGAUCUCAAGGGUAAUUUCGGAAACAGUUAGGCUAAAAAUGGAAGGUGUGAGAUGGUUUGUUAUGGGUGAUGAUGACACAUUUUUUAUAGGUGAGAAUUUAGUUAAUGUUUUGAAGAAAUAUGAUCAUAAUGAAUUUUAUUAUAUAGGUAGUAAUUCGGAGAGUCAUUUGCAAAAUAUUUAUUUUUCUUAUAAUAUGGGGUAUGGUGGUGGUGGAUUUGCUAUAAGUUAUGGUUUGGGUGUUGCAUUGGAGAAAAUGCAAGAUAGGUGUAUUCAAAGGUAUCCUGGAUUGUAUGGUUCUGAUGAUAGGAUUCAAGCUUGUAUGGCUGAGCUUGGUGUUCCACUUACCAAAGAAAAAGGCUUUCAUCAGUUUGAUGUGUAUGGGAAUCUCUUUGGGCUUCUGGCAGCCCAUCCAAUUACACCAUUGGUAUCUCUCCAUCACUUGGAUGUGGUGGAGCCCAUAUUUCCGAAUGUUACUCGGGUCCAAGCCUUAAAGCGGCUUACGAUGCCGAUGAAUUUGGACCCGGCCGGACUCAUCCAACAAUCCAUUUGCUAUGACAAAACACGAACUUGGACCAUAUCUGUGUCUUGGGGUUAUGCGGUUCAAAUAUAUCGAGGCAUUUUCUCCGCCCGAGAGAUGGAAAUGCCAUCAAGGACCUUCCUAAAUUGGUACAAGCGAGCAGAUUACACCGCCUAUCCAUUCAACACACGCCCUGUUAGCCGAAAUGUUUGUCAGAAACCAUUUGUUUAUUACUUGUCUAAAGCAAUAUAUGACGAAGAUACAAAUGAGACUGAAAGUCGAUAUGUUCGGGUUCAACCAAAUCCAGAUUGCAAGUGGAAAAUGGAGGAUCCAACCCAAAUCAAAGUGGUAGUGGUUUAUAAGAAACCCAACCCACAUUUGUGGGACAAGUCUCCAAGAAGAAAUUGUUGUAGGGUUCAACAUACAAAGAGGAAAGGAACUAUGGUCAUUGAUGUGGGGGAAUGCAAGGAAGAUGAAGUUGUUGAAUUGUAGUUAGAGCUCCAACAUGCAUGUUAGCAAUUCUUGACUCAAUAUUUGGUACAUAUAUAUGUAUAAUUAUUUAUUGGUGAGUUUCUUGGCGGGAAAUGCAGAAAAGGAUGAGUCCUAAAUAUUGAAAUUAUUUUAUUUACUUUCUCAUUGUUUUGAACAUAAGUUUAGAAAGAACCUCAGGGGGUGUUUAUAGCAACCUAAGGUUCACAAUUUUUAGGAGGAUUUUAAACUUAUAAUAAUGCAUA
Molecule: messenger RNA, 1991 nt
Organism: Cicer arietinum (chickpea)
Lineage: Eukaryota; Viridiplantae; Streptophyta; Magnoliopsida; Fabales; Fabaceae
Source: RefSeq, a predicted model, not a curated record